AUGCUACGGGUGAUCUUAGAAAAAGCUCUGUCUGAUGAUGCUUCACAUGAGAACCUUGACAAGUAUCUCCCCGAUAUCAGAGAGAUCAUUGUCACUUUGUUGCAGAAACUUAAACAAAAGCAGGCUCUAAUUCGUGCUUCUGGCUCUAGUGUAGGUUCUGCUCCAUCAAUUCCAUUGCCAACGUAUCACCAUAACUCUACUUCGCAUCCUCAACCCCCGACUCAUGGGAGAUACCAACAAACGCAUCAGGGACCGGGCCCUCAACCUCAGCAACAAUCGCAGCCCCAUUCGCACCAGCAUGCAAACCCAGGUCCACCACCUUCACCAAGGUUGCAAAUGCAAGGGCAAAUGUCGCAAAUUUCUGCUCCUAUGAAAUAUCCCACUCGAUCGGAGUCUUUGUCGAGCCCAGCCUCUCCUUUGGCUUCCACUAUGCUCCCUCCUAGACAUAAUAGUGUAGGAGGUCAUAGCGGAGCUGGUCCUCGAACAAGUAGUGCUCCUGAUUCUGUAAAGUUGGGAGGUGGUGUACCUGGUUUUCAGGCUCGACCUCCUCCACCUCCUCCUGGUGGUCCCAAUGGACCUAAUGGUCCCGGGCCAGUCCCGGGUCCCGGGGGGAUUCAUAUCAAGAAAAACAACUCGAGGUCAAACUUGUCUAAUAUUUCAAUCACUGCGUCUAACGCACCGAGAUCGGAUUAUCAGCGUGGGCCCCCUUCGUCAUCGCCUCGUAAAGAAUCUAGCAACCCUUUGGCAACCCUUCAACGGAGUGAAGCCCUUGAAAGACGUGCAUCCAGACGGUUUUCGGCUUAUCAAUUUGCAAAAUUAACCAACGGACCCCAAGCAGCUAGAGAGGCUGUCCCUGAAAUGCCUCCUUUACCAUCUGAUAAACGAUCUUCUCUACUGCCUACAACUUCAUCUCACUCGAGUUCUAUGGCCGAUUACACUCUUUCAACCAGCGUAGUCGAUAAAACCAAUGAUCAGCAACAUUUGGCAGCAACAAUCAAGGAUACUACUCCAUCUGGAGAAUUGGCGGCACAAAAGGAAUCACCAUCAACUCAGUCUAGAAUUUCUUCCAGUCCACAAGUGAAUGGAUCUCAGGAACAAUUCCCCGGUACCAUCCCAGUAUUUCUCCAAAUUGGUCACAAAGUGAAAAAAGCAAUGGUCGAUCCAUCUGACAUAACUAUCGCUUCGCUACGUCUCCAAUUUAUUGAGAAAUUUGCAUAUUCUCCAGGUUCUGAAGCAUUCCCUGAUAUCUAUAUCCAAGAUCCUAAAUCAGGUAUUAGAUAUGAACUUGACGAAACUUCUUUGGAUGAGGUAAAGAAAGGAAGUGUUUUAGUAUCGCUCAACAUUAAAGAGAUGGAUGAGGUCAAGAAGCAUUUCAGUGAGGGUUUGGCGAAGUUGGCAGAAACCGUGAACAACUUGCAUUCGAAAAUUGAUGAUAACACAAGCGCUAUAAAUCAACUCAAAGAGACUAAAGUAAACUCUAUUGCCACAACAUCUUCUCAAACACAAUCCAGAUCUGAAACUCCCAUGUCGACGAGACCAACUUCUAAGAUUAGUCUCAAACAAGUAGAAGCUAUUAGAAAGGAUGUGGCUGUCCUGAGGCAAGUAUCAGCAAGUUCUCUUGGCGGUUUGAAGGAUGAGCUUGCCGGUAUCUUAACAAAAGCCAAAGCAUUACAGAAUACUUCGUUUCUUAUUCAGCAAUCUGGUUCAAGUAGAGCAUUCAUGGAGCAAUGCCACAAGAAGCUGUCAGCUGAGUCUGACAGCCUUUUAACAAACGUGGAUGAUCUGCAGGAUGUUAUUGAAGCGCUUCGGAAGGAUGUGGCUCAGCGAGGUGUACGACACACUCCUCGUCAACUUGAAACAGUUGCUAAGGAACUUGCUGUUGCCAAAGAAGAUUUGGAGAAAAUGACCGAGUACAUUACCAAUGAGCGCCCUAGCUGGAAGAAGAUUUGGGAACGGGAGUUGGACGUAGUCUGUGAAGAACAACAGUUCUUUAAAUUACAGGAGGAGCUUGUGGCUGAUUUGAGAGAUGAUCUCAGUAAGGCCGAAGAAACAUUCAAGCUAGUCGAAAUGUGCUCUCAGGAGCAGUCAAAAGUAUCAGGCGGUAGAAGACCCACUCAGCCCACUAUAUUAUCUGCCCCUGUUGAUGGAAUUGUUCAUGUGAAAGAUGCUGUUCUUUCCGAGGUGUCUGCCCUUCAACCCAAUCAUGAACAACGUGUUGAGGCUAUUGAAAGGGCUGAAAAGAUGCGCAGAAAAGAACUUGAGUUGAGAAGCAAAGGAGGCGAGUUUGAAGAGGAACUUGAAGAGUUUGUUGGAGAAAACAAGCUUAAGAAAAGUGGAGGUGUUGAAGAGACUGAACGCAGAUUAAAGCUGCGAGAGCAGAAAAUGCUCGAAGAACAGCGAAAGAAUGAUGCGGAAGCUAAGUUAAUUCGUGACCAAGAACGCGAGCGCCGAAAGUUGGAAAGACAGAAAGAGCGUGGUAAACGAGAGCCGAUUCCUGAAGAUGAUGUUCCUCUGGAUGCAGUCGACACUGCCAAUCCAGUUGUUGAGCCUGAAGUCAACACAACCCCUCCUGAAGAGCAUGAGGUCGUUACCAAUGCGACUGCAGAACAUGCGUCAGAACCCGUUGAGGCUUCCGUAGAAAGUUUAGAUUGA
Molecule: messenger RNA, 2652 nt
Organism: Sugiyamaella lignohabitans
Lineage: Eukaryota; Fungi; Ascomycota; Dipodascomycetes; Dipodascales; Trichomonascaceae
Gene: BUD6
Product: Bud6p
Exons: 1
Coding region: 1-2652 (883 amino acids)
Biological process (GO): establishment of cell polarity
Cellular component (GO): cytoplasm; cell tip
Molecular function (GO): cytoskeletal regulatory protein binding
Source: RefSeq, a predicted model, not a curated record